AUGAAACAAACAAAUGGUAGAAAAGCCCCUGCCACAAGAGGUGUUAAGCCUACCGAGAAAAGCAACGGUCAGGCCAAAGAUGUAACUAUAAAACAGGAAGACUCGAACGACUUUGAAGAUCAACCUGUAAGACGCAGGCCAAAGAAAAAAAUAAUAAUUGAAUCGGAAGAGUCCGAGAGUGACGUUCCAAUUGCCAAGAGAGUAGCUGCUAAGGACAAUAAAUCUUCGGUCAAUUCUUUGCCGGAUAAGGGGAAACAGCCAAAGGCUUCUACCUCCUCUUUGAAACAAACAAUACUACCCGUUAAGAAAGAAGAACCGGUGAAUAGUAAAAAAGCAAAGAGAAAGCGACCGGAUUCCGAUUCUGAAGGGGAUGCCAAAGUCACACAAAAAAAGGCAAUUAAAACAGAAAAGAAAGUUGAAACAAAAGAAGCUGAAUCAGAAAGUGAAAGUGUUCCAAUUGUUAAAAAUUUGGGGAAAGUUAAUGGUAAAAAGCAAGCAGUUAAAGUUAAAGUAGAACCUUCUGACUCCGAAAGUGAUGUGCCUCUUGGAAAAAGAGUGAAUAAAGGAAAACAAUCAGCGACCCCUAAUAAAAGAACUACAAGAGCUACUACAACCAAAGGACAGGUCAAGCAAGCAAGUAAGACCCAAAAGGCUAAUGAUACUAAAGCUAAGCGAAAACGUAAUGAUUCUGACUCCGAGUUUGACGAGAAAAACGAGAAAAAAGUUCCGGUAAAAUCUGCCGUCAAAAAUGCAGUAAAAAAGGCUAGUCCUCAAAGAAAGAGAAAGAAAGAAGAUUCCGCAACUCCAGAAGAGGAAACUUCGCAGAAAAAGAAAGUUGAAAAUGCUAAAGGUGAUGGUACCGUCAAAUGGAAAACUUUGGAACAUAACGGAGUAUAUUUCCCUCCCGAUUAUGUUCCACAUAAAAUCAAAAUGAAAUACAAUGGCAAAGAAGUUUACCUUGAACCCGAAGCCGAGGAAGUCGCAACUUUUUAUGCAGCUGUCAUAAAAACCGAACACGUUGAAAAUCCAACAUUCAAUGAAAAUUUUUUCAGGGAUUUUAAGACAAUUUUGGCAAAGUCAAGCAAGAAUCCUUCCAUUGAUGGUUUCGAAAAAUGUGACUUUACGCCAAUCUUCGACCAUCUUGAACGUGAGAAAGAAAAACGAAAAGCCAUGUCAAAAGAGGAGAAGCAAAGGCUAAAAGAAGAGAAACUUCAGUUGGAAGAGAAAUAUGGCUUUUGUUAUCUUGAUGGUCGUAAACAAAAGGUUGGAAAUUUCCGAAUUGAACCUCCUGGGUUAUUCCGUGGUCGUGGUAAACAUCCAAAGACAGGUUCAUUGAAGCUUCGAGUUCAGCCAGAACAAGUAACUAUUAAUAUUGGCAAAGAUGUAAAAGUUCCCAAACCUCCAGCUGGUCAUAGUUGGAAUAAAGUUAUCCACGAUAACACAGUAACUUGGCUUGCAACAUGGAAAGAAAAUGUUAACGAAAAUAUUAAAUAUGUUUUCUUAGCUGCAAACAGUUCACUAAAAGGUCAGAGUGAUUUAAAGAAAUUUGAAAAGGCUCGCGAGCUUAAGGAUAUUGUUGCGAAAAUUCGUCAAGAUUAUAAUAGAGAUAUGAAGAGUAAAACAACCGCAACACGUCAACGUGCUACUGCAAUGUAUUUUAUUGACCGUCUAGCACUUAGAGCCGGAAACGAGAAAAAAGAAGGCGAAGAAGCCGACACGGUAGGCUGUUGCUCACUUCGUUUUGAACAUAUAAAACUUGAGCCUCCAAAUACAGUGCAUUUUGACUUUCUGGGUAAAGAUUCAAUACGAUACCAGAAUACUGUAACGGUGGAUCCUCAAGUAUAUAAAAAUCUUAGGAUUUUUAGAAGGAACAGUGAAACCGAGAAGGAUCAAUUGUUUGAUAGAGUAACAACACAAGAAUUAAACAAACACCUUUCUUCAUAUAUGGACGGUUUAACUGCUAAAGUGUUCCGUACUUACAAUGCUUCGUAUACUUUUCAAGAACAACUCAAAAAUACUCCAGUUGAUGGAUCCGUCAUCGAAAAGAUCUUGGCGUAUAAUCGUGCAAACCGAGAAGUGGCUAUCCUAUGUAAUCAUCAACGUACUGUCAGUAAAACUUUCGAUAAUCAAAUGAAUAGAAUCGAAGAUAAGAUACGCGCUCUUAAAUAUCAAAGGAUGAGACUUAAGAAAACUUUGUUGACAUUGGAUCCUAAACUGAAGAGAAAGAAACCUGAACUUGAUGAGCCGGAAUCGGAUUUAGGCGAAGAGUGGUGUGAAGAGUACGAGCAGCACUUGGAGGAAAAGGAUAAGGAAAGAAUUCGUAAAAAAUUUGAGAAGGAUAAUGAGAAACGCAUAGAGGAGGGCAAAAAAUCAUUAUCUGAAAGUGAACUAAAUGCCCAGCUCAAGGAUGCUGAAGAUAAAACGAAGCAAUUUAUUAAAGAACGCAAGACGGGUAAAAUCGAUGUGAAGAAAACUCAAACAGUUGAUAAAGUUGUAAGUCAAAUUGAAAAAAUCAAUGAAAAAAUCAAGGCAACCAAUCUCACCAAGGUCGAAAAGGAAGAAAACAAGACUACCGCAUUAGGAACUUCGAAGAUUAAUUAUAUUGAUCCUCGUAUUUCGGCUGCUUGGUGUUAUAAAUAUGAAGUCCCGAUCGACAAAAUCUUUAAUAGAAGCCUACGUGACAAAUUUAAGUGGGCCAUGGAAGUAGAUAAGAAUUGGCUAAGUCAAAUAAAUAAUUAUAGAGAAGUCGCUUCUAUAGCUCAUGUAUCUUUGUUUGACUCACACUAUCGUGUAAAUAGAAUGAAGGAACAAAACCUUCUAAACUCUUAUGUUUUUAAACGUGAUAUGAUUGAGACGAGAAGACCUGUAACGGGAUUGGACUUUGCCUCAUUAUAUCCCAGUUUCAUUAUGGCUUACAAUCUCUCUCCAGAUAAAAUAAUACUAAUACAUAGAGAGGCUGAUAUUGUGGAAAAAAAUG
Funneliformis geosporum is the source of this 2977-nucleotide messenger RNA. The record is from the annotation of a GenBank genome assembly. NCBI's taxonomy places the organism in Eukaryota, Fungi, Glomeromycota, Glomeromycetes, Glomerales, Glomeraceae.